GCGGAGUCGUUUUUGUUACCAUAGUAACCAUGAUGUGAAAAUUCGUUAAUCUGCAGCAGUUUUAGCGAUAACUUGCAAGAUAUUGCGGCCCAAAGCUAAAUAACCCGAAUGGUUACAUUUUUCAAUACUAGCUGAUUUAAUUUAAUUUAAUGGAUCCGAACUCUAAGGAUGAACGGAGCUCACCUCUCCUGCAAUGCGAGUACUUCGUUCAGGUUCAGGGGGAAUGUGAUCAAUCUGAAAGAAGUAACGUUAAAAGGAUAGAGGGAGGCAAAGAGGGAUUAUCUCAUGCCGCUAAAAAGAUGGAGGAUUUCAAUGAAGCAUUGAAAAGAGUGACCAGUAUGUCAGCAAUGCUGCAAUCCGCUCGAAAACCUUCACAAAAGACAGACGGCCCAGGGCUCUCUCAGCGUGUGGACAACUGCGGUGACUGCCUGUUGGACACUGCCAGUAAAUCAGACCGAAUGGCACAACUGGAACAAACGGUGAGUAGACUGAAGAAUGCCCUGAUCUCACUGGAGGAGGAAAAUCUGUGCCUCAAUAAGAAGGUUAAAGGAAGCAUCCUGGCUGAAGAGACGGUCGACUGCGGCGGUCCUGGUCCCAAACCCACAACACCCUCAGAGAGGCCCAACACUGACCAAACCCCCCACGAGUGGCCGAAACAAGUGGUGCAUUCCCAGAAUGCCGAGGUGCAGCAGGAGACAAGCAAGAAGGAAGACGCAUCCAGCGGAGACCAGCAGCGUGAAGAUGCAGAGGACGAGAAGCAGGACGUUCACAGGAAGCUGAAGAAGGUGGAGGAAUACUGCAAGGAGUGCACCAAAGAGCUGGGCCGAGUCCUUCGGAAAUACGAGGAGCUCCGCGCGCAGAACAAAGCCCUGGAGAAACAGUGCAAGCAGCUGACGUCCGAGAACCAGAGGCUGGAAAAGAGCCAGAAGGGGGAGCCGCUGAGCACCCCGGAGGACAGGAUCGGCGCCAAGGUGCUGCUGGACCAGGCCAACGAACGCUGCACCUUGGUGGGCCGAGAGAAGGACCAGCUGGAGGGCAAGGUUCAGAGUUUGACGAGUGAGGUGACGCGACUGAGGGAGGAGCUGGGAGGCAGCAGGCUGGAGACCCAGAAGGCCCAGGACCAAGGCGCCCUCCUGGAAGCGGAGGCCAAGGCAGCGGCGGGCAGGAUGGGCGAGGAGGCCUGGCGCCUGCAGGGCAAGCUGCGGGAGAGCGAGGAGAGGUGGGAGCUGUACGAGAGCGCCGUCAGGAAGCUGAGGGAGGAGCAGGACGGGCUGGAGAGCUGCCUCCGCACCGUGCAGAAGGAGAGGGACCUCCUGCAGCUGGAGGUCAGGAAACUGCACCAGGAGUACAUCGAGCUGAGCGGCAGCAUCUCCCAGCAGCUCAGAGCGAAGAACUCCAGCAGGCCCAGCUCAUCGCUGGGGCCUCAGGACGCUCCCAGUUUCAGCAGCUUAUUCACCAGACAGGACAAAGUAAUAGGCGAAGAGAAAAUUGACCAGAUAAGAAAGAGGCUGGAGGAAGAAGAUCUGAUAAGAGCCCAGAAAUACAAAGAUAUGAUCGAUCAGUCAGCGUGACAAUCUGUCUGAGAUUUUAGUUUUUGCUUCAGUGCAGUCACCUGACACUUUACAUUUCGAGGAUGUUGUUACCUGGCAAGACAGGCUUAUUUUAGUGUUAUUU
This is a messenger RNA of Anguilla anguilla (European eel), 1674 nucleotides long. RefSeq names its product coiled-coil domain-containing protein 110 (gene ccdc110). The coding region runs from base 150 to 1571 and encodes 473 amino acids. The transcript has 3 exons. Lineage: Eukaryota; Metazoa; Chordata; Actinopteri; Anguilliformes; Anguillidae. The record is from RefSeq and is a predicted model, not a curated record.